Symbiodinium sp. CCMP2592 is the source of this 3525-nucleotide messenger RNA. The record is from the annotation of a GenBank genome assembly. Lineage: Eukaryota; Dinophyceae; Suessiales; Symbiodiniaceae.
AUGGACGAGGACUUGAAAUCCGUCGCCGGCCGCUCAGAACGCUCAGAGGGGGCAAACACUGCUUCGACAGCUCUGUGUCAAAACUCCGCCGCCGGGACGGUGGUAGACGGACAAGUCUUCUUGAAGGUGCGCAGCUGCAUCGCUUGCGGUCGCAAGAACUGCGACCUAAACGAAAUCAGGGCAGGCUUGUUGUCGAAAAGCCGCUUCACAGUGUGGCAUAGAGGCACCCCAGAGGAUCCUCAGUCCAAGCACGACAGGGUUUGCCAGCUCACGUACCAGCACGGCGCCUUCGGAGACGAAUCCAUCGAAGAGUUUGUCAACAAUCGGAUGAAAAGAGAUCCGCAGCUGCAGGCCGAGUUCAUAGCAGCUCGAGGUGCCAUGCUGGAGCUGCUCAACGAAGGCAAAGCGCGGUUCAGGGGCAAGACAAUGGACUCCGCCAAGCAGCGCCUGGAGCUUGCCAGAAAGAAGUCUGUGGAGGAGUUCAAGGAGGCUUCGACUGAGGUGGUGACGGGCUACGUGUGCUGGGACCGGGCGCUCUUCGAGAAGGAGCACCCAGGCCUCAUAGAAAAGAAGGGCUUGAAGGUGGCGAAAAAGGUCAUAGACGGAAAAAAACGGGAGGUCGUGAUGAUCAGGAAAAACCGCGAGGGCAUCUGGGACGUGAACGUCACCGAGAAGACAGGUGUUCGACAAAUGGAAGAAAUCGACAACGGCGAGCACGAGAUCCAUGAGGGUCAGCACAGCUUGAAGUUUUCCUCCUCAAAGAAGCGCCUGCACAACGCACUUGCCGAGAAAGCGAACGAGUCAAGCGUGCUUGCGGCUGACAGCCAGGAAGACCUGAAGGACAAAGCGCUGCCGAGGCUGGCUGAGUCUUCGGACGAGGACGGCGACUACGGGGUGAGGAGCACUUUGCUGGACGAGGGCGAUAGUCCGCCAAGGAAAACCCAGCGGCCGAACCCAAGCAGCGGCAGUGGUGCCAACUUGCCUGCGCCCAAAAACAAAGCCAGAGGCGGACAGCAAGCGCAGAAUCCGAUUCCUGCUGGCAGCAAGUUUCCCGAUUCUGCUGUCAGCAAGCAUCUGUCAAGUGAGAGGCGGGAGUCUCGAGAGCAACCUCCAGGACCUACAGACAACAAAGCGGAGACAGCCGGCCGAGGCCGGCCGAACAAGUUUAACAACAAGACGCCGGUGGAAGUCCUGGAGUCCAGCGGCCUGGUGGAGGUGAAGACUUGCCGGCAGAGCGUGCAACUUGCCUCAGGGAAGACUAGCGAGUACCAGAGGAAGGCCACCGCGCUGGAAGCCAAAGUGAAAAAAUGGCAAAACCGGCCAUCUGAAACUGAUGAUCUGGCAGGAAGGCAGAAGGAGCUUGCGAGCAUGCUUCACGCAGCGGCAACAGUGUUUCAGCUGUCAGCUAAGAGAUCGCCCAACACAGACAAGAUGGAGCAGAUCCUGACAACUUUGAGACAUGAGGGCUUGGAGGCAGGACUUAAGAUUCGCGAAGUGCCCAUGGCCUGGUGUGACUUGCUGCUCCAAGAGAAGCUCGCGGAAUGCUUGCGCUUCAAGAAGUUGGACGAGUUUGCGCACACGUGCCAGCCAGGGAAAGGUCCUUUCGAGGGAGUUGCAGACGAGCGAGCUGACGUGAUGCAAGCCUGCAUUCACAAGUGCCUUGGCCAAAUUUUGUGCGACCUUGUUCCGGAUCCGGCUGUCAGCCAGAAGAAGAACAAGAAGGGAGCAGCAACUGCGAAAGAAAGGAACGCUCAAAUCCAGACAAUGCUGGAUCUGGCCUUGCGUUUGGUGGAGGAAAACGCACUGCCGGAGGAGAUGUUGCGAGACUUGGACAUCCUAGCCGAUGCACUUGAUGAGAAAAGAGCGGACCAUGCUACUGUGCACAACCGGCUGUCAGCCUGGAAGCAGGACGACGAGUACUUUGGUGUUUUGCGGCCAGUGGUCAGAAAUGAGCACUGGUCUGCGCUCGUCCAGCAGUUUUCCGCCCCAGCCUCCGCCGCCUCGACCUCUGCCUGCCUCCGUUCUGCUUUCAACAAGGUGAACGGGAACACGUCGCCAGUGUCAGAACAGGACAGAGGUGAACUUGUGGGCGCACUCCAGGGCUCGGCUGAGCAACCGGCCGAUUAUGACUAUCUGAAUAGCGUGUUGUGCGGUCUGCAGCUGUUGGCAGAAGAAGCAAACAAGCAGCAAAAGGACUUUGUUCUGCGCGUUUGCAAAGACAUUUGCGGCCGUGGUGUGUCUGCUUCAGAUUUUCAUGGGGAUGAGGAUUUGAUGGAGCAGAUGUUCGCGAAAGGUCACUGGGAAGUUUCGGUUGUGAAGAACGCAAUUUCAGAGAGUGCAGCAGAGCAGCAACACAAGAACACGGUGCUGCAAACCUGCGAGAAGCUUGCGGCAGCGAGCAGCAAAGUUUGCCUGUGGCAUGGGUUGCUGAACGCCAUACUGACUUUGGCCAAGACGGCGCAGGAGCAUGCGGACAAUGGGUUGGAUGCAAACGUCCAAGACGAUUUGGUGCAGUGCUGGAGUGAGGUGAAACACCGACUGCAGACAGACCCGGAGAUAGCCGCAGCAGCUCAGCCCGUCAAGGAGGCCUUGGAGAACUUGCUGAACGCCACGAAGACUGAGCAAGUGGGACCUCAGGUCUACGAAGGCGCCAUGACGGAGCUCCGGCUGUCAGCCAUGGAACUGCUGAGGCUUGCCAAAGAGCGCCGCAAGCCAGAAGUGCAGGAAGCUGCUAGCAACUUGCGAAAACUCGAGCAUCGCUGCAUGCAGUGCUGCUCGCUGUCAGACACGCCGGUCUUCGCUAGGUCUUGCGUCAGCCUUGUCACCACCGAGUUCGCCGGUGUGUGUGAGGUGUUGCCUUCCGCUGCCAGCGAGCAAAUACCGGAUGAUAUUUUGAACAGCUCGGUUAUGCAGCACUUGCGAGCCGCCAAUGACAAGGAGACCAACAAGCAGAAGCUGGUGCAUGUGCUGCACUCUAGCGGCUGCGAGCAGUUCUUGGAGCAAGCGUCCAAGCUACUGGAAAGGCUCGAGCCACUUUUCACAGCUAAGAAGGUGUCACUUGAAAAGCUCCUCGUGGAGGCUGCUGCCAGUGCAAAAGCCAAGCUGGUUAAUCCCCACAUGGGCAUGGAUGAGUUCUUGCAGUCCGCAGCCUCUGGUGAAGCUCUCAAGAAAGCCUUGAAGCAACUGCGUGCAGCGGAAAGGGACAUGCAAGGCCACGGCAUGCUACAGGACGGCUCUGAGCUGCAGCGCGACGUCUCUGAAGUCAAGGCGUCUUGCCGUUUGCAGAUCAUCAAAUGGGGAAUCGUGACUUUGGUCGCCAAUGCCGACAUCGUGGCGGACAACAGCAAGGGGAAGGGCCUCAGGAAAACUUUGCGGGACGUCUGGAACAGUCAUUGUGAUGAUGGUGAUGUCAAGAGUGUCCUGGGGCAGGCGGUAGUGGACUUGGUAGAGCAGUCGUUGGCGACACCAGAGAAGACCGAGGACCCCGGCGCCGUUGCGCCCAAGAAGCGUGGUAAAAAAAAGUAG